This is a messenger RNA of Elephantulus edwardii (Cape elephant shrew), 942 nucleotides long. RefSeq names its product aquaporin 3 (Gill blood group) (gene AQP3). Bases 64 to 942 code for a protein of 292 amino acids. Gene Ontology annotation, molecular function: urea transmembrane transporter activity; water channel activity; glycerol channel activity. NCBI's taxonomy places the organism in Eukaryota, Metazoa, Chordata, Mammalia, Macroscelidea, Macroscelididae. The transcript is spliced from 6 exons. Gene Ontology annotation, cellular component: basolateral plasma membrane; plasma membrane. Gene Ontology annotation, biological process: glycerol transmembrane transport; water transport. The record is from RefSeq and is a predicted model, not a curated record.
UGUCACUGCUCGCUUCCAGCCUGUCCUUCCCGCCACAAAGAGCCGUUGCCUAGUGGCUUUGCCAUGGGUCGACAGAAGGAGCUGGUGUCCCGCUGCGGGAAGGCACUCCACAUCCGCUACCGGCUGCUGCGCCAGGCCCUUGCCGAGUGCCUGGGAACCCUCAUCCUGGUGAUGUUUGGCUGUGGCUCUGUGGCCCAGGUGGUGCUCAGCCGGGGAACCCAUGGAGGCUUCCUCACCAUCAACUUGGCCUUCGGCUUCGCUGUCACACUGGGCAUCCUCAUUGCUGGCCAGGUUUCUGGGGCACACCUGAACCCUGCUGUGACCUUUGCCAUGUGCUUCCUGGCACGUGAACCCUGGAUCAAGCUUCCCAUCUACACCUUGGCUCAGACACUGGGUGCCUUCCUGGGCGCUGGGAUCGUUUUUGGGCUGUAUUAUGAUGCAAUCUGGGCCUUUGCCAACAAUGAGCUUAUAGUCUCGGGCCCCAACGGCACAGCUGGCAUCUUUGCCACCUACCCCUCUGGACACUUGGACAUGGUCAAUGGCUUCUUCGACCAGUUCAUCGGCACGGCCUCCCUCAUCGUGUGCGUGCUGGCCAUCGUGGACCCUUACAACAACCCCGUUCCCCGGGGCCUGGAGGCCUUCACUGUGGGCCUGGUUGUCCUAGUCAUCGGCACCUCCAUGGGCUUCAACUCUGGCUACGCUGUCAACCCCGCUCGAGACUUUGGACCCCGCCUCUUCACUGCCAUCGCUGGCUGGGGAACUGAGGUCUUCACGACUGGCAAGCACUGGUGGUGGGUCCCCGUUGUCGCUCCACUCCUGGGCUCCAUUGCUGGCGUCUUCGUGUACCAGCUCAUGAUUGGCUGCCAUGUGGAGGAGCCCCCGCCUUCCACCGAGGAGGAGAAUGUGAAGCUGUCCCCAGUAAAGCAAAAAGAACAGGUCUGA